AUGGAACAAACUACAUUAGGAUUGAAUGGAUCCAUUCACCUCGAUUCCGUUCAAUUUAACGAUGAAAUUCACGGAAUUAUGGUUCCGGCGCCGGCACCGGAAAACGCAAGCUCAUUCACCGCUCUACUGGAGCUUCCGCCGACGCAGGCCGUAGAGCUUCUUCACUUACCGGAUUGCGACGGAACUGACUCCCGGAGUCUGCCUUGCUGCCACGUCAGCGUGAAUCAGAAACCCUAUCUUCCGAGCUCCUCCGACGGUAAUUUGACCUUCCCUGUCAACGCUGCUUUGAUUGAACGUGCCGCGAAAUUCUCCGUGUUCGCCAGAGAUAUUUCUACCGGAGAGACGCGGUUGUUUCCGGCAGUUUCUGGACCGAAUUUGGAAAGUGUGAAGAAUGAACCACAAGAGACCGAUUCAAACCCUUGCUCGACGCAAGAGUGCGUUUCUGAUCCAGCUGUUGAAAACAAGAAUCAGAGAACCGCCAAGAGAAAGGAGCGAGAGAAGAAGGGUAAAGCAUGCUCGAAGAAGAGCAAGAGCAUCGCCGAUGAUACCUCCGGUGACGGUGAGAAGCUUCCUUACGUCCAUGUUCGCGUUCGACGAGGUCAAGCCACAGAUAGCCAUAGCUUGGCAGAGCGAGCUAGGAGAGAGAAGAUUAAUGCACGCAUGAAGCUUUUACAAGAGCUGGUCCCAGGCUGCGACAAGAUAUCUGGAACGGCAUUGGUUCUUGAUGAAAUCAUCAACCAUGUGCAAACUCUACAACGUCAAGUGGAGAUCUUAUCAAUGAAACUGGCAGCAGUUAACCCAAGAAUUGAUUUCAACUUAGACAGGUUAUUGGCUACUGAUGGGCCAUCUUUAAUGGACAGCAUGUUACCUAGCAUGGCUACGCCUCUUGUGUGGCCAGAAAUCCCACUCAACAGUAACAGACAACAUUAUCAACAGCAGUGGCAAGUUGAUGAUGCAUUCCAUCAACCACUUUGGGGAAGGGAAGAAGACAACCAUAAUUUCAUGACUCAGGAAAACUCACUUUUGAGUUAUGACUCCUCUGCAAACUCAGCAUCUCUACACUCAAAUCAAUUGAAGAUGGAGCUCUGAAAGCUUACAGAAGUUGUCGUACCAGUAGCUAUUAGCCUAGAGUGUAUAUAUCAAAUAUAUUAUUUGCAGUUAGCAAUGAUUUGAGGAGUCUCAACAUUCAGCAGGUUUUCGAUGUCUUCUAUUUGUAAGAGUCAUUUGGAAACCUGGUUUUUCUUCGUCCAGAAAAGAAGAAGAAUUGGUAAGCUAUUCUUAUAUAGUACUAUUACCAUUAUGUAUACUAACUAUAGGAUUCAUUCAAUCUAUAAGGUGAUUGAAUCAAGAUUGUAAUAUCAUAGAAUAGACUAUGACUGAAUAUCACGGGAGUGAGCUGUACUGUUUGUUGAAUUUUAAUUUGAUGAUUGACUCGUAAUUAGAGUUUGCCUGAACAAACUGCUUUAAUUUUUUAA
Molecule: messenger RNA, 1475 nt
Organism: Vicia villosa (hairy vetch)
Lineage: Eukaryota; Viridiplantae; Streptophyta; Magnoliopsida; Fabales; Fabaceae
Product: transcription factor bHLH48-like
Exons: 7
Coding region: 1-1089 (362 amino acids)
Biological process (GO): regulation of DNA-templated transcription
Cellular component (GO): nucleus
Molecular function (GO): DNA-binding transcription factor activity; protein dimerization activity
Source: RefSeq, a predicted model, not a curated record